AUGAAGGGAAUGAAUUGGGAGGAUGCUAAAAAUCUCUUCUCUAGCCAUGCCUUCGGCAGACAGGAUGUACCCAAUGCAUAUGAGAAAUUGGUUGAGAGCUUCGUAGAGUUCUGUGGAGGCUUACCGCUCUCACUCAAAGUUCUGGGAGCCCAUCUUUAUGGUAUGGAUAAGUAUUAUUGGGAGUUUGAAUUGGAAAAAUUUAAGAAUGUCCAGCCCAUGGAUAUAAUGCAAAGCCUUAAAAUCAGCUUUGAUGGUCUGGACAGUCUGGAGAAACAGAUAUUUUUAGAUAUUGCUUGUUUCUUCAAUAAAGAAAUAAGAUAUCUAGUAAAAAAUGUGGCCAUGUCAAUCUGGAAAGUGGCGGGUUGGAGCGCUGAACUUGCCAUUCAAACCCUGCAAGAGAAGUGCCUACUUGAACUGGGCAAGGACGAUGAGUUUCUAAUGCACGAUCACCUCCGUGAUCUGGGAAGACAGUUGGCAGAUGACCUUGUUAGCGCAACUUUGGAGUCUGCUAUCUCCAUAUUUCACGGAGAGACUCUUGCUCAUGCAUAA
Messenger RNA from Cryptomeria japonica (Japanese cedar), 549 nucleotides. Its product is annotated as disease resistance protein L6-like. Gene Ontology annotation, biological process: defense response. The record is from RefSeq and is a predicted model, not a curated record. NCBI's taxonomy places the organism in Eukaryota, Viridiplantae, Streptophyta, Pinopsida, Cupressales, Cupressaceae. The coding region runs from base 1 to 549 and encodes 182 amino acids. The transcript has a single exon.